AUGAACACAAUAAUUGAGCGAAUACCGCUUCGCGCAAGGACGAGACUCGAUGCCGAGGUCACAAACGGUCAGCUCUUGCUGAUCUGGAGUGUCACCUCGGUAGCUUCCUCUACACCACAUCCACAAGCAAAUGUGGUGUGGCAGAGAGGCAUUUGCUUGGGCCGCUCGUCUUUACUUCUCAUUCCUCGCAGUACAAGCCUGACCACGUCUAUAGUUGACUACGAUGCAUUUUAUGCUUCCGUUGUUGAGCAUGAAGAUCCUAACUUGAAGAGUGUUCCCCUCAUCAUUCAACAGAAGCAGAUCGUCUGUACCUGCAACUACAAGGCCCGUGAACGUGGGGUUUACAAGCUCCAAUUGAUGACCGAAGCUUUGAAAACAUGCCCGGAAGCAGUUGUCGUUUUGGGCGAAGACCUAACGAGAUUUCGAAACGCCUCGAAAUUGCUCUACAACUUUCUCAAAGACCAGAUCUGGAGUGGCAGGGCCGAACGCCUCGGAUUUGACGAAGUCUGGUUAGAUGUGACUGAUAUGGUUGAACACAACAUCUCCCUUCUGUCACCCAAUGACCUCCAGAAUUCAUUCUUCUGCUUGGAUAGGAAUGACCCGACUGUGGGCUUCGCCUUCGAUGCAUCUAGUGUCUUCGGGCCGACCUGGCCCCCUGGAAAGAAAUCCACGGUCGCGGACGAAGACAGUCUUGACAGAGAUGCACACCAGCUCGAGCUACGACUAGUCUUGGGCAGCCAGCUAGCCAGGCAUUUGCGCCACGAGCUUGAGGAGAGGUACGGGUUUACUGCCACGGUUGGCAUAUCGACCAAUAAGACACUGAGCAAACUGGUUGGUAACACGAACAAGCCGCGGGCUCAGACAACCUUGGUUCCUCCUUACGAGCCUGUGGGAUCCCCGAUCUCUACGGUAACGCAAUUCAUGGAUGGCCACGAUAUCGGCAAAGUGCCCGGAAUCGGUUUCAAGCUGGCCCAGAAGAUAAGAGCGAAAGUCCUUGGAAGAACAGCAGAGAUUGACGAGGGUCUCGUCUACGGCGGUACACGAGAGUCUAUCUCGGUAGGGGACGUGCGUCGUUUCCCAGGCAUGAGUGCGGUCUUGUUGGAGGAGAUCCUUGGAGGUCCGGGUGCGGAGCGAGGCAUAGGUGGCAGAGUGCAUGCACUUCUUUAUGGUGUAGACGACGCGGAAGUCAAGAAGGCCCGGUCGGUUCCGUUAUCAAUCUCCCAAGAAGACUCAUACAUGCGUCACCUCUCCAGCUUCGAUCAGGUCAGGCAGCAGCUACAUCUCUUGGCCGAGCGACUUAUCAGGCGUAUGAGGGUCGAUCUUACCGAGGACGAUGACGAAGCAGACGAAGCCCAUCCCACUAAGCGAUGGCUUGCACACCCAAAGACACUACGCCUCUCAACGCGGCCUCGCCCUCCAACUGGACCUGAUGGUGUCCGACCGCGGACUUUUCACCGCAUAUCCAAGUCAGCUCCGCUACCAAACUUCGUCUUCAGUUUGACUGAGUCCACGGACGCAUUAGCAGGCAGAUUGCUCGAAAGCCUAAUAACCUUAUUCCGCAUGCUGCACACUGAGAGGCAAGGAUGGAAUCUCAGUCUCAUCAACAUUGCCGUCACGAACAUGGUCGAGGCCAAGGAUGGAGGGCGAGAUAUUGCCAAAAUGAUGCGCAAUCAGGAAGACGUACUCAAGGACUUCCGCGUCAUCGAGAGUCCGGCGGACAGUGUCGGAAGUGCUCAGCUGAACUGGGAUUCGGAUGGCAGCGACAUCGACGACCAAGACUCAACAUACUGCUGCGAAGUGUGUCAAGCCACUGUGCCGAUCUUCGCGUACCAGGCACACGACCAGUUUCAUCGUCAGACCAAGGAGUGA
Molecule: messenger RNA, 1869 nt
Organism: Cyphellophora europaea CBS 101466
Lineage: Eukaryota; Fungi; Ascomycota; Eurotiomycetes; Chaetothyriales; Cyphellophoraceae
Exons: 1
Coding region: 1-1869 (622 amino acids)
Biological process (GO): translesion synthesis
Molecular function (GO): damaged DNA binding; DNA-directed DNA polymerase activity
Source: RefSeq, a predicted model, not a curated record